AUGACUUCUCUUCUAGACUCAAAAGUUCACACGUUCCUCCUGACUUGGUUUUUCAUCCAGCAGGUGACAGGCCUGACUGAGCCUUCCAAACUGGACAUGGCUCCCAAUGCAUUUGAUGAUCAGUAUGAGGGCUGUGUUGAAGAAAUGGAGAAUAAAGCACCCCAGUUGUUACAAGAAGACUUCAACAUGAAUGAGCAAUUAAAACUUGAGUGGGAAAAGGCAGAGAAAAGAUGGAAGGAGAUAAAAAAUACAACGAGCAAUCCCAAAGGUUUCCAUGACUUCCACGGAACGGCUUUAGUGGCCUACACCGGAAAAAUCCAUGAAGGUUUUAACAGAGCUGUUAGAGAAUUCAGGAAAAAUCCCGGCAACUUCCAUUACAAGGCCUUCCAUUACUACUUAACAAGAGCCCUUCAGCUUCUGAGUAACCAGAGUUGUCACUCAGUUUACAGAGGCACCAGAAACAAGUUUCGUUACAGUGGGAAGGGCUCUGUGCGGUUUGGGCAGUUCGCUUCCUCCACUUCUGUUUGGCAAGUUGCUGUUUCUCCAGAAUUUUUAAGUGAACAUGGGACACUGUUUGACAUCAAAACCUGCUUGGGGGUUGGUAUAAAAACAUUCUCCUUAUUCCCUCAUGAAGAGGAGGUAUUAAUUCCAGUCUAUGAAGUAUAUCACAAAGUAACUGUAACACAAAAUGCAAAAGGGUCUGACAAAAUUUUCCUGGACUCCCCCAAAAGAAAGAAGAGCAACUUCAAUUGCUACUAUAGUGGAUCUAUUGAAGUCGACAGCGGUUUUAUUGAAAUAGACAACAUUGAUUUCAGCAGCUCAGGAGCCAGAGACAGCCGGGCAUUCCUGCUGCUUGUGGUGCUACCUGGUCUCCUGGUCCAGCUGCUGCCUCUUGCUGAGCUGUAGCCCUCUCCUGCCUGCAGUUCAUGGGUCUGAGUGUUGAAAGGAGGCCCAGGGGCAAGAACUUGGUGGUUCUCUGAGGUCUGAGGUAGAAUGAAGUGUGCGAUCAUUUUGGGGGAGAUCUACUUUAGCAUUCACGACUUCCAUAGACACCCAAGGAAACUGCUGGGUCUGUGGGUGAAAUUUUAUCCUCUGACUUCAAAUUUACUACCCCUUGACACUUUGCUAUGAUUGAAAAGCAGUGUUUGUCUGCAUGGUCAGCAGUAACAGAUUUAAAGCAUGCAGUAUGUGAUGAAUGUUACAAUCUAGCGAAAUAAAUUGUUUAUAAGCACACCUUGA
Molecule: messenger RNA, 1239 nt
Organism: Peromyscus maniculatus bairdii (prairie deer mouse)
Lineage: Eukaryota; Metazoa; Chordata; Mammalia; Rodentia; Cricetidae
Product: T-cell ecto-ADP-ribosyltransferase 2-like
Molecular function (GO): NAD+-protein-arginine ADP-ribosyltransferase activity; NAD+ poly-ADP-ribosyltransferase activity
Source: RefSeq, a predicted model, not a curated record